GGCCUUAUCUGGGAAUAAACUUUGCUAAUACGAAGGUUUCUGAGAUCUUAUUUGAGAUAUCUGGGAAUUUUUCAUCUUUACAGAUGCUGACGCCGUUCUUUUGGAUCUCUUGGGUACCUUCGUGCUACUUGAUGGUGGAUCGGAGAAGGUCCUUUUCACUAAACACGUACGACAGAUUGACGCUAACGUCAUCAGCGCUCCGACAAAAGCUGCACUCACUAAUGCUGUGGAACUCAACAAGGAGACAAUCGUACCACUUGUGGGUAAUUUUCCUAAUGUGAAGACAUCUGGUUCUGAUGAUUCUGUCGCUGGCCUUCUUAAAUGCAUAGAAAAGGCUUCUGAAGGCCGUCCAGCAGUAACGCCGACGAAAUUCCAUCCAAAAUAUGAGCCUAUCGUCAUCAGUAAGUCGCUUCGUACCGGUCGUCUCGAACUCAUUGUUCUGGCGGGAGAAACCAAGGAGAUCGAAGCCCUCCAAAAGGCGGUGGAAACUGGCGACGAAAAAAUCAUCGAAAAGGCCGCUGCUAACCAUGGGACCAUUUCGGUGUUGGCCGCUGCUAACCAUGGGACCAUUUCGGUGUUGGUGUGGUUCCCAGCGAAAGGAACGGAUCCAAUCAAGAGAGUGUUGCAUACGGGAACUGCACCAUUGAGUCGCAUCGUGUCUGCAUUGGAAAAGGCUAAAGCCCUUCCCUAUCUUCACAGCCCUCUGGCUGCUACAAAACGUCCUGCUGCACCGGCAGCACCAAAUCCUCCAACUUCUCGACCAACUACUACUAAUAAUUCAGCUAAACCGGCUCCAACAAGCGCCAAGCCUUCUCCAGCUCGUUUAACAAGUGCUCCAGCAGCUAGAACUAAGCCUGCAGCUAAUAAUGCGGCUCCCAAUAAAACUGCUUCGGUACCAAGCACCAGACCUUCAGUGGGUGCCGCAAAGAAGGCAAACAAUAACGAAACACCUAUUCAGAAAACUACAGUUGCUCCAUUAAAAGGAGCAGCAAUGUCUCGCGCAUCUGCGGCUGUUGGUAAAGCUAUUGGAGCUGUUACGGGCAAAGGUCCAGCUGGAACAAAACCAUCCGAGAAUGCUUCAUCGCAAAAGGACAAGCCCUCAGAUACUUCAACUCCUGCAGCACCACCAGCUCCGGUUCCUGUUCCUCAUCCUGAU
Molecule: messenger RNA, 1156 nt
Organism: Strongylus vulgaris
Lineage: Eukaryota; Metazoa; Nematoda; Chromadorea; Rhabditida; Strongylidae
Source: the annotation of a GenBank genome assembly